AUGGGACUUCACUUAGACACACCGCUGACGUCAGUGGAAGGACUGCGCGAUUUGAAAUUUUCGACGGAAGAACUGACGUCACAUGUCACAGCUCGGGACCUUCUCAGUCACAGGACGGGCAUUCUCAACUACGACAAGGCCAGACUGAAUGGAGAAAUAACGUUAGACAACCUUGCUGAACACCUACCGGAUUUCGAAGCAGGCUAUCCUCUCAGAAGCAAAUUCCUGUACAACAACCUCAUGUAUGGCCUAGUUGGUCACGUGACACAACGUCUGACCGGGAAACGCUGGGCAGAUGCCGUGCAGGACGAGUUGUUGACACCAUUACGCAUGCUCAAUACCGCCGUUCUCAACUCCACCAAUUAUGAACAAUUUCAUCUGCCGACACCUUACCAUUUUCCCUAUGACAAACCUGAUGCACGUCGAGAAAUAUCAACUGAUAUCUUGAAAUUAUGGUCAAUGAAUCCCCCAUCAAUGGCUAUCGUUUCCGAUGCAAUAGACAUGGGGAAAUGGCUACUGUUUCAACUUAACGAAGGCAAGGCGGAGGGCGGCCUUCAAGUAGUUUCGAAGAAAGCCCUUGCAGAAGUUUACAGACCAGUGAUUCUAGCACUUCAUCCCCGCAACAAACUAACAGUCCGGCCCACUACUCCGGUCACAUUGCUUUUUGAAGAAUAUGGCUGUGCUUGGAAAAGUGGCCAUUACCGAGGAUACCCUAUAGUGGCGCACACCGGGUCAACUCACGGAUUUUCUUCCAUUCUCGCAUUUAUUCCAUCAAAACAGAGUGGCAUAUAUUUGAAUUUCAACGCAAACGACAGGCCUCACUUGCGAAGGCACGUGUUGAUGGCGCACUUGUUGGACGUCGUUUUGGAAGAGAGACCAUGGCUGAACAGCUCCACGAUUUGCUCAUUUCCCGCGCCAUUCGCUCAGUGGCAACACAUCCCCAAGUCUGGAGUGAACAAAACCCCGGAUACAGUUGGAGCAGGAACAAGACCACUCAACAAUUAUGCUGGGCAAUAUCAUCACCCUGUAUUUGGCACCGUCACUGUAGUACAUAACGCCACAGAGCCGUUUCUCCGCAUGUUUUAUGGACCGCUAGGACAGUGGGUGCUUCAUCCUAAUAAAUCUGAUGAAUUUUAUGGGGAGGGCGAGGGCGCCGUUUGGAACUUUGUUCUUUCGGGUCUCAAGUUCAGUAGCCAAAACAAAAAAGGUGGUGAAAUUGAUGUUUUAGUCAUAACAUCUUUUGAAGAGAGAAAACCCCCAAUUUUCCUGAAGGUGACGGGAAUACAGACGACAUAUGUUUCGGAUAUAGGCUUUCUCUCUUACCUUAUGUUAGGUUUGUUUACUUUACUGGCAAGGUAUAAGUUGAAAAAGUAAAUUUGAACAUUAAAAUCGUUUAAAAUUAAAGGAAAUUAUUUUUGUACAUGUAUAUAUCUGAGCGAUAGGAUUGCGGAGGCUUAGGUCUUGCCUACAGCGAUAAGGGCCUACUAGCCUACAGGCCUAACUUAUAUAUAUUUGACUCCUAUUUAUUAGUAGUUUUAAUAGUUUUGUUUAGUCAAUCAAAUAACCCACCCAACAUGGAAUGUAACGCAUCCAUUAAAGAUGCAUACAAAGUCAAUUUUUUGUCACAAAAACCAACCAAAUGCCAGCAUAUAG
Lingula anatina is the source of this 1653-nucleotide messenger RNA. RefSeq lists its product as uncharacterized. Lineage: Eukaryota; Metazoa; Brachiopoda; Lingulata; Lingulida; Lingulidae. The record is from RefSeq and is a predicted model, not a curated record.